CUAACGGGUAAAUAUCUGACUAAUUAUGAAUUAUUUACAAACGGAGCAGAAAGGGUAGAAAUGCAAAUGUUUUUGGAUUGCAGAUUUAGGAAGGAUACAAGAUGAUCCAGGUUGAAGCUGGUCUCUAUAUCGGCUCUGUGUCAGAUCUGAAGGAUUGUGAAGCUCUGAUCCAGACUGGAAUUACUCACGUUCUUACUGUGGACUCUGAACAACCCACACUGACCGGACUUCACACCAAGUUCAUCCACGCACUGGAUGAUCCGUCCACAGAUUUACUCAGCAGACUGGACAGCUGUGUUCAGUUCAUCAGUGAAGCCCUGAGUUCAUCGCCGUCAUCUGUACUUGUUCACUGCCAUGCAGGUCGGAGUAGAAGUGCUGCGGUGGUCACUGCUUACUUAAUGAAAAAACACAAGCUGAACGUACAGGACGCCUAUAGCAAACUCCAGCAUGUCAAACCUGACGUUAAGAUGAUUGAUGAGUUUGUUGACCAGUUGGCGCUAUAUGAAGCGAUGAACUGUGAACUGGACACCAGCAGUCCGGUAUAUAAGCAGUUCAGGCUGAGGAAGGUUACUGAGAAAUACCCAGAGCUUCAGAAUCUUCCAGAAGACGUGUUCGCGGCAGAUCCGGCACAAACCCAGAACGCUGAGGCUGUGUACCGAUGCAGAAAGUGCAGACGUACGCUGUUCCGCCACUCGAGCGUCCUCGGUCACCGUGUGGGUGACGGAGCCUCUGCGUUCUUACAUAAGAGAGCCGGUGCAGGACCUGCUGCUGCAGAUCAGACCCAGUGCACGUCCUACUUCAUCGAACCUGUGCAGUGGAUGCAGGAAGCGCUACUCGGCGUCAUGGAUGGACAGCUCCUGUGUCCGAAGUGCAGCUCUAAACUGGGCUGCUUUAACUGGUACGGGGAGCAGUGUUCGUGUGGUCGCUGGGUCACGCCCGCCUUCCAGAUGCACAAGAACAGAGUGGACGAGAUCAAGCACGUCGACAUAUCGGCACUGCGAUAACGUCACGGACUCUUUAUCACCACAAAUAAAGAUUUAUUUUCUGUAAA
Trichomycterus rosablanca is the source of this 1051-nucleotide messenger RNA. It is a transcript of the gene dusp12, whose product is annotated as dual specificity phosphatase 12. Gene Ontology annotation, molecular function: protein tyrosine/serine/threonine phosphatase activity. The transcript has 7 exons. Gene Ontology annotation, biological process: protein dephosphorylation. Lineage: Eukaryota; Metazoa; Chordata; Actinopteri; Siluriformes; Trichomycteridae. Bases 102 to 1004 code for a protein of 300 amino acids. The record is from RefSeq and is a predicted model, not a curated record. Gene Ontology annotation, cellular component: nucleus.